Molecule: messenger RNA, 1629 nt
Organism: Schistosoma rodhaini
Lineage: Eukaryota; Metazoa; Platyhelminthes; Trematoda; Strigeidida; Schistosomatidae
Source: the annotation of a GenBank genome assembly
GUUGCUCUCAGUGGAUUGCUGUUUAAGCAUUUUACUAAUAAUCCUUGGGGACGAAACGGAAAUCUUCAACCCUUUAUUAUCAUCGUUUUGAGUUGUAAUGUGUAAGGGGAAGGCAUGUAUGGGAACGGCAUACGUUUUCUUUGCUGUAUCCCUCUUACUGUUUACUGGCUGUGUAGUAUUUCACUUUUAUGUUGACCAGGUGUUCAUUACAAUAAUCAACAAUUUUUUGUUGCUCACUCCUGGUAGCGAAGUCUUCGAAGCUUAUUCUCGUGACAAUAAUUCGAUAAUCACACGCCUUUACCUUUUCAAUUUACUAAACGAAGAGGAAGUUCUUAAAGGUGGUAAACCGUUAUUCGAGGAAGUCGGACCAUAUGUUUACUGGAAAAGAAUGACUAAAUGGAACUUUUCGUUCUCCAACGAAUCACCUCCAAAAUAUCUUCGUCAUAAAAAGAAAUCGAAUUAUUACCCACAUGAAAACCUGUCAAGCUCCGAUAUUUACAGCCGUCAAAUAACUUCACUUGAUCUUUUUGCUGGAGGGUUAAUAUUACAGGACAGAAAAUUCUACAUGGAGAGUUAUUACAGAACAACCAAACCCUUCAUCACAGCAACACCAAACGAAAUAAUAUGGGGUUAUACACAUAGCAACAUAAAAUCAUGCCACACGUUCGGCCAAUGCCCAGAAAAAAUAUCCGUAUUUUCGAGAGAGAAUGGCAGUAGCAUUGAAGAAUUUUUACUCAAAACAGGUGUUGACGGUAUGAAUGAAAGAGGGAAUGUUGUAGAAUUCAAUGGGCGAAAAGAACUAAACCAAUGGAAUAGCAAAUAUGCAAAUAUGAUUAAUGGAAGUGAAGGGGCAUUCAUGGGCUUCGAUCUUAGUGUUGGUGUGCGAAGGCAUAUUUUUGUUCCAGGUAUUUGUCGCUCAGUAGUAAUGGAAGCAACAAAACUAGUGCCACAUCCUAAAUUUUCAAAAUUACAGGUUUUAACAUUUGAGCCAGCAGAAGUUGAAGAGAACUCCAAUAUUUACCCAUCUGUUUCGGAGUUUUGUCAGGGCCAAAAUUACGAACCAAAGUGUGCACCAGAAGGUUUUGUAUCUUUGUCUCCAUGUUUAAAAAAUGACAACCAUUUGCCUUUAUACGGUUCACCUGGUCAUUUUGGUGGCGCUGAUCCUAAAAUUAGAAAUCAGUUUAAUGGCAUAAGUGAGCAAGAUGAAGUUGAUGACAAAACUGUUUUGUAUGUCGAGCCCUUGACUGGACUCACUCUGGGAGCUCAUCAGUCCUUGCAGAUCAGUUUUUACAUAGACAAUGAAAAGAACCCGAGUAUGCCGUUCCGAUUGAUGAGGGGUCCUUACUUCUUCCCUAUUAUCAAUAUUGUUAAUGAAGUCUAUCCACCAACGGAAACAUUAAACACAUUAUAUCAAAUGGUUCAAAUAAGUAAAUACUGGUUUAAUUGGGCGGUAUAUAUACUUGGUGGAAUCUGUCUGCUAGUAAUUCUUUUUACAACUAUGACAAUCAUUCGAAUAGCUCGUCACAGAAAUCGUAUGGGAUAAUAAUUUUCUAUGCACUGAACUGUUUAAAUGAAUAGCAGUGACAUUCAGAAAUGUAAACGACGACUAAUAAUGUGAAUUUAUCUCCG